Molecule: messenger RNA, 533 nt
Organism: Labeo rohita (rohu)
Lineage: Eukaryota; Metazoa; Chordata; Actinopteri; Cypriniformes; Cyprinidae
Product: myelin-oligodendrocyte glycoprotein-like
Exons: 3
Source: RefSeq, a predicted model, not a curated record
CUGAGAUAAGAAUAUUCUCCUUUCGAUUACGAACUCUCGUUUCAACAUUUAGUUAAUUCCCAUAUAAUCAUAUCAAUAAUUUAUUCAGAAACUCCAGUGAACUCAUCAACGUGCAGUCGCAGCAAUGAAGUUUAUUUGUGUGACUCUGCUGAUUAUUAGUGGAAUUACAGAUUCAAGAUCAGAGCAGUAUGAAGUAGUGGGACCUACAGAUCCUGUAUUUGCUGUAGCUGGUGAAGAUGUGAUUCUGCCCUGUUCAGUCAAACCCAACAUCAGUGUUGUGGACAUGAGAGUGGAGUGGUUUAGACUUGAUCUGAAAGACUCACAAGUGCAUCUUUAUGAUGAUCAUGAAGACAGAAACACAGAUCAGAUUCAGUCCUACAUAGGGAGAACAGAACUGAAUCAUCAAGAACUACAGAGUGGAGAUGCAUCACUCAAACUCUCAUCAGUCCGAGUCUCUGAUGAAGGACUUUAUAAGUGUUUUAUUCAGUCCAAAUCCUGGUUUGAUGAUGCCACUGUUAAUGUCAAUGUUGAAG